AUGCACACUGGCGAUUACGUUCAGUUUCGACUCGUUCCGAUGGGAGAAUCGACCAACCCGCAACAUUUCAAUUGUGGGGAAUGUCCUCCUGUCUCCGAAGUAUUAGAAGCGGAAAGCUAUUCAUACAAUCCAGUACCGACUGAUGUAGCUGUUGAUUCCAUUCCAUCGUGGCAUACAACGCUCUCUGGGCAUCGACACAGCGACAACUACUGGAUCACAACAUUUCCAAAACAGCUUCGGGGGCCGCUACAUCGCCUACCAGGAGCCCGCGAAAGAGUAAUUGGGUAG
Molecule: messenger RNA, 288 nt
Organism: Colletotrichum paranaense
Lineage: Eukaryota; Fungi; Ascomycota; Sordariomycetes; Glomerellales; Glomerellaceae
Exons: 2
Coding region: 1-288 (95 amino acids)
Source: RefSeq, a predicted model, not a curated record